AUGACGCGGCACUACGGCCUCCUAAUCUACCUUCUGGUCUCACAAGCAAUUUCGUAUUCCGACGACUUACAUAAACACCCCUUUGAAGCGAAAGAUCGUCUGGCUCGACUUUUUGAUAGCAUUGACACUUUCCACGACGGAGAAUUGGACAGUAACGAAUUGGCGGCAUGGAUUGACUCAGUCUUCAGUCGAACAGACAGAAAGUCGGCAAAGGAAAUGCUCCGAAGGUUGGACAUCGACAAAGACGGGUACGUAUCCAUGGCAGAGUACCUAAGUGACAACUUUGGUUAUACUCUACAGGAGAUCGACGCAAUACGCAGGGAUGAAUCGAAUGAAUCCCAACAGAUUUUAGAGGCCGUAGAUGAUGAAAUAGAGAGGUUUACGAGAGCAGAUAUGAAUGGUGACGAGCGGUUGGAUGCGAGGGAGCUCGCAGGUUUCAACUCGCCAUACCACUAUCCACACAUGGCACCCUACGUUGUGGGUGAGAUGCUGCACUACCAGGAUUACAAUGGGGAUGGAAGACUGGGACUAGAAGAAUACCUAGCCAAUUCGAAGGAUAAUGAAAUUUUGGAGUACGAGAAGGGACAGUUUUCGUCUAUCGAUAAAAAUGGGGAUGGGUACGCAGAUGCGGAAGAAUUGAGGCUUCAUUACAUUGAAGGUAGGCAUGACGGUACCACACGAACGAAAAAGGUCAAAAUUCCUAAAAGGUCCUCUAGUCGACUGGCGUAG
This is a messenger RNA of Echinococcus granulosus, 729 nucleotides long. RefSeq names its product Reticulocalbin-1. Gene Ontology annotation, cellular component: endoplasmic reticulum. Lineage: Eukaryota; Metazoa; Platyhelminthes; Cestoda; Cyclophyllidea; Taeniidae. Bases 1 to 729 code for a protein of 242 amino acids. The transcript has 4 exons. The record is from RefSeq and is a predicted model, not a curated record. Gene Ontology annotation, molecular function: calcium ion binding.